This is a messenger RNA of Adineta ricciae, 1119 nucleotides long. The record is from the annotation of a GenBank genome assembly. NCBI's taxonomy places the organism in Eukaryota, Metazoa, Rotifera, Eurotatoria, Adinetida, Adinetidae.
AUGACAACUAGAUCCCUUGGCCCCUGUUUGGUAUGUGACGCGCCAGCCGUUGGAAUCAACUUCGCUGUUCCAACAUGUGCUCCGUGUAAAGCAUUUUUCCGCCGAAAUGCCGUUAAACUUGGCAGACGAGAUUACAUCUGUCAACAAGAUGGUGAUUGUCCCGUUGCGUAUAAAUCACGUCGGUUUUGCAACUGUUGUCGGUUAGCGAAAUGUUUUCGAGUUGGAAUGCAAAAAACUUUAAUUCGAUCAGAAACUGAACGCGAAGCAAGGAAACAACUGGUUGAACAAAAUCGAAAAAGACGGUCUCAAUAUGAUAUGACAACAACAACUACAGAUCUGAUUCGACCAUCAAACUUAUUGAUUGUACCAAGUAGUCAAUCUCGAUGGUUGUCCUCGCAUGAUCAAACUCUUCUUACGAAUAUCAUGAGUGCAUAUGAGCGAACAUGUAUAGCAGCAAAAUUAUCUCAAAGUCCGGUGUUUCCACGAGCACGUCAUACUACGUUGCAUAUGUUUCUUAACGAUUAUACCGAACGGCAAGUUGCUCUGGUCAAAUACUUCAAACUCAUACCAGAAUUCGAUCGCUUGUCGAUCAGUGACAAAAUACGUUUGAUUCGAAAUCACUUUUGCUUAGCACUCUCUAUCAAUGAAGCCACACUUUCUCUAAGUAUAUCCCAACAAUUAAUCGAUUCUGUGUCAGCGUUAUAUGACACUCAACUAGCUGGCGAACUCAUUAAAUGCAUUGCAUUGCUACACGCAUAUACCAGCGAUCGGAUGUUGCUUAAACUACUUCUAGUCGUUAUCAGCCUAUCGAGCGGCAUAAAUCGAUAUAGAAAUGAUACAGAUAUGGAUCGCAUUUACGAUGAUACACUAUCUAUUUACCUUGCUCAAAACGUUUACGUCGAGCUCUUGUGGAAAUACUGCUUAUCGCGUUUUCCAUCCGAAACAUAUGUGGUCAAGUUUUACAGUAAACUCAUUCGAGAUCUACUUUGCACACAACGUAUUUGCUUUAUGACGGAAUCGUACGUCAACGGUUUAACACAUGAAAUUCAACAGAUGGAACCAUUAAUACAAAUUCGAACACAUUGUAUAAUCCCGCACCUAUUAAAUAUACGUCUAUGA